AUGGAUAAACCAAACGUUCUUGCUCGUGUCGUCAAGGUUUUGGGACGUACCGGCUCCCAGGGACAAUGUACCCAGGUCAAGGUGGAGUUCAUUGGAGAAACCAGCCGUCAAAUCAUCAGGAACGUGAAAGGACCAGUGCGUGAUGGAGACAUCCUGACUCUUCUCGAGUCUGAGCGUGAAGCCAGAAGACUACGAUAA
Messenger RNA from Spodoptera exigua (beet armyworm), 198 nucleotides. The record is from the annotation of a GenBank genome assembly. Lineage: Eukaryota; Metazoa; Arthropoda; Insecta; Lepidoptera; Noctuidae.